AUGACCAUUGAGCAGACCUUGAAAUCACCGGUUACAGACUCGGGUGGAGCCGGUUUCAUUUGCAGAAAGAAUACAAGCACAACAAAAUCUAACCUUGCAUCACUUCCGGCAAACGCUGCUGCGUGGGAGCGUACAAAACUCCCAACUACUAGAUUGACGUCUCUUUCUCUCAUUCCGCUCCGAUUCCGUUCAACCCCUGCCGCCGGAAAAUUUCGAAACUGCAUAUUCAAGUACGCCAUGCCUGCCAUGAAGAAGAAGACUGAACCUGGUGAUAUGAGGCAAUUGUUUGAAAGACUGACGAAAGAGAUUGGAGAACCUGUCGAAUUUGAACUUCCUGAUUGGUUGAAUAAAUGGAAACCUAACUAUACCAUCAUAAAGCGCAAUAUAUAUCUAACAAAGAAGGUUAAGAAACGAGUAAGAGUAGAAGAUGAUGGAAUAUUCUGCUCUUGCACCUCAACACCAGGUUCUUCUGCUGCUUGUGGUAGAGAUUGCCACUGUGGGAUGCUAUUGUCAAGCUGUUCAUCUAACUGUAAAUGUGAUGAUUCAUGCCUCAAUAAACCAUUCCACAGACGACCUAUGAAGAAGAUGAAGAUAGUGCAGACUGAAAAAUGUGGGUCAGGGGUUGUUGCUGAGGAAAAUAUCAUGCAAGGAGAGUUUAUUAUUGAAUAUGUGGGAGAAGGUAACGUCUUUGAGUUAAAAUUAUUGAUGACAAAACAUGUGAGGAGAGGCUAUGGAGAAUGAAGAGACAAGGAGAAACAAACUUUUAUUUGUGUGAGAUUAAUCGUGACAUGGUGAUUGAUGCUACAUUCAAAGGAAACCAAUCAAGAUAUAUAAAUCAUAGUUGUUCUCCAAAUACCGAAAUGCAAAAAUGGAUGAUUGAUGGUGAAACAAGAAUCGGGAUUUUUGCAACUCGGGAUAUAAAGAAGGGGGAGCAUUUGACCUAUGAUUACCAGUUUGUGCAGUUUGGUGCAGAUCAAGAUUGUCAUUGUGGUGCAAAAGGGUGUCGACUGAAACUGGGAGUCAAACCUAAUAAGUCAAAGUUUCCUUCUUCAGAUGCUGCUUUAAAGAUUGUUGCAUGUCAGGUGGCUGUAAAUUCUCCAAAAGUAAAAGCAGUUCUUUAUGGGAAAGAUGCUUACAAGAAUGGUGUUGGACAACGAGCAUAUUCGAGAAAUGCCAUUGAUGAAAUAAGAAUACCUCAUAAUUGCAUAGGGGAAGUUGUCAGAAUAGUACGCCCUGCUUCAGAGAGGACUUUUGGUAUGAUCAAGCGGUUUGACAUCAAUACAAGAAAACACUUGAUCAUGUUUGAAGAUGGUGUGACUGAGCUUCUUAAUUUGGCGCAAGUUGAUUGGGAGCUUUGUAAUUUAGCAAGCUUUUUACAGGGGUAAAACCGUAAAAUUUUCACUCGAAACUGACAAAAUGGUCAAACCCGCAGUGAGUUUUUUUUUUUGGGUGCAAAUUCUUUUUUAAGAGGUGUUGCUGAAUGCAAAAUAUCCUUGGGUCUAUCCUCAUA
This is a messenger RNA of Lactuca virosa, 1510 nucleotides long. The record is from the annotation of a GenBank genome assembly. NCBI's taxonomy places the organism in Eukaryota, Viridiplantae, Streptophyta, Magnoliopsida, Asterales, Asteraceae.